Messenger RNA from Thlaspi arvense, 804 nucleotides. The record is from the annotation of a GenBank genome assembly. Lineage: Eukaryota; Viridiplantae; Streptophyta; Magnoliopsida; Brassicales; Brassicaceae.
AUGUUCACUGUGACUCAAUGGAACUCCACUGGUGGCUCUGUGCAGGAUCUAGAUGCCAUCACCAUCUGGGCUCACCUCCAGGGCAUGCCUUUCAACCUAAUGCACCGGAAAGGCAUUAGUCUUGUUGCAGGACUAAUAGGAGAACCAAUAGAGCGAGACGAAUAUACUAUGAAUCUCGUGAGCCUAACUGAAGCUCAUGUCAAAGUGGAAGUAAACCUCACCAAACCCCUUCCUACUUCAGUGGAAGUCUCCAGGGAUGACGGCUCCAUCACCGAAAUUAAGGUAGUUUACCCUUGGGUUCCACCUACUUGCUCCAACUGUCAAAUGCUAGGUCAUGUCGCCAGAUACUGCCCGGCGCUCCCUCUUGCUACAAACGCUGUUAAAAAAUCAGGAAUGGAGACUCUAGGGAAAGACAAAAAGAAAGGCAAAGUAUCUCACCCACCAGCUAAGCCGCCGGUUAGCGAUCAACCUGCUGACGUCAGCUCCUCUGGCCCGGACAGAUCACCUAAAGCUUCUUCUGUGGUUCCCCCUCCAGCUUCUCUUGCCACCCCCAAAGCCCCCACUGAGGCUUCUCCCACUGCCAUAAACACCAAACCCUGUUCGCUUCAAUCAAAUCCCCUCUUCGAGCUGUUAAAAACACCCACCUCUAACACUUUUGCUGUUCUUGACAACACUGCCCCAAACACCACCAUCUCCUCACCACGAUCAAAUGACAUGGUGAUUGAUUCGACUUCCACCCCCUUUACAUCCUCUCUUCCGUUGGAAUCAUCUCCUGCCAAGGAGAUAAAUUCAAAACUUUUUUAA